This is a messenger RNA of Contarinia nasturtii (swede midge), 2593 nucleotides long. RefSeq names its product facilitated trehalose transporter Tret1. Gene Ontology annotation, biological process: transmembrane transport. The transcript is spliced from 8 exons. The record is from RefSeq and is a predicted model, not a curated record. Gene Ontology annotation, cellular component: membrane. Gene Ontology annotation, molecular function: transmembrane transporter activity. The coding region runs from base 432 to 2447 and encodes 671 amino acids. Lineage: Eukaryota; Metazoa; Arthropoda; Insecta; Diptera; Cecidomyiidae.
UUGUGAUGAAGAAGAAUUUGUGUCAUUGAUCCAUUAAGAAACGUGCUUUAUAAAAAUACUUAUUAUAUAAUCGUUUGAAUUUGAUGCCGUUGAUCAUGUCGCGAUGUGCUAAAAAUCAAGUUUCGCAUGAAAUAAAAAAAAAACUAACGAACCGAAUAGCACCUUACCUUUCACUUUAACAAAGCCAAACAUAUUUAUGUUGAGAAUAGCAUACAGGUAACAAAUCGCAUACAUUCAACAAUAUAGCUUAGUAUUGUUGGGUUUGUCGAUGUACUAAGCACGUAAAAUGAAUUUUAAUUUUUACUGAACUCGGAACUAAAACAUUCCAGCAAGUUAUAAUAAUUAGUGAGUUUUAAUUGAAAAUUUGUGGUUUUGCAAAUAACGAAAAUUGUUUGUAUUUUACUUCAAUAAACCAAUAUAAUCAACGAACGAUGAUUUAUUGUCUAUCGGCUGACAAUAAAGAGCUUGGAGUGUUCAGACGUGCCCUACCGCAAUUUUUAGCUGUUGGUUGCAAAAAUCUCGUGCUACUCGGGUAUGGUCUUAGUCUGGGCUUUCCGACUAUAAUAAUACCAGCCAUCCAAGGUGGCGAUGCACGUGACAGUAGCAAAGGCGAAUUUCUACUUACAAAAAAUCAAAUCUCAUGGCUAAGUUCAAUAAACUUGCUAUGUGUUCCGCUAGGCUGCUUUUUGUCGGGCAUGUUCACCGAACCAACUGGAAAACGACGUGCGAUGCAGUUGGUGAAUUUGCCAAUGAUUGUAUCGUGGAUGCUGUUUUAUAUGUCGACUAGUGUUACUUACUUGUAUGCGGGAUUGUGCCUGUCUGGCCUCAGUGGUGGUUUAAUGGAGGCACCGGUUUUAACGUACGUUGCAGAGGUUACACAGCCACAAUUUAGAGGCAUGCUUGCAGCGACUGGCACAACAUGCGUCAUUACAGGCAUACUUAUCCAAUUCAUAUUAGGAACAUUUUUUUCAUGGCGUACGGUGGCUUUCAUUUCGGGUUUUUUGCCAUUGUUUACAAUAAUUGCGUUAUGUUUCGUGCCAGAAUCGCCAUAUUGGCUAUUGACUAAAGGAUAUACAGAAGAAGCCAAAACAUCACUUUGCUGGCUUAGAGGUUGGGUGCCGUUUUCUCAAGUUGAAACCGAAUUUAAUGAAAUCCAUGCGGUCUUAGAGGCCAAACGCCAUGAAGCUGAAUCCUAUCGUCAAUUACCUUACUAUAAGCGCUUUGAACCAUUCACAAAACGUGGUUUCAUCGCUCCAUUCAUUCUAGUCUCGACAACAUUUUUUGUCGGCCAUUUCUCUGGAAUCACACCGCUGCAGACAUAUGCUGUUCAGAUUUUCAAUACGUUGAAAGCUCCAAUCGAUAAGUAUUAUGCGACAAUUUUGCUUGGAGGCGCAGAGCUAGUUGGGGCAUUUGGUUGUGUUGUAUUAGUUCAUAUAACUGGAAAACGGUCGUUGGUAUUUUCAUCGCUUAUCGGAACCGGAGUUUGUUUCUUCGCAACAGCGACAUAUGCACAUUUUCUUCAUACCGUACCCGGUGUUUCGGUGGAUAAUGUUGUUGCCAACUAUUCCAGGCAAGACAUGGAUCGAUCCAGCUACAUUAAUGAACGUAACUUAACAGAAGUAUUCAAUAACUUGACAAAUUUUGAAAACUCCAUUCUGGUUGAAACAACAACUGAUUUUAUGAGCACAACCGAAGCCUUUCAAUCGUCAACAAUUCGUCCAAAACGAAUGAACGUACUGAAUUCCACGGAAGGAAAUAAAAUAAAUACAAUGAAUGACAUUAUUUUAACAAUUCCAAAUGCCGAAGAAAAUAAAUACUUAUGGGUGCCGUUGACGCUACUCAUUACCGGUGCUGUUCUCAGUCACUUAGGAAUUCGUGUGAUACCAUGGAUGUUGAUUGGUGAAGUUUAUCCAGUCAAUGUUCGUAGCGCCUCGUCUGGGCUUUCAGGUGGUAUUGGCUAUAUCUUUGCAUUCCUAUCGAAUAAGUUAUUUUUACAAAUGGUGUCUACUCUAACUCUGUCCGGAACGUUUUGGUUUUAUUCGGCUGUCGCUUUUAUUGGAUGCAUCAUCCUCUACUUUACACUACCAGAAACAGAAAAUCGAUCUCUUUUAGAAAUCGAAGAACACUUUUUAGGCAAAAAAUCACUGUCCGAUAAAAAGUCAACAAACGGCGAAUACCAAAAUAGAAUGAUUAACACUAACAGAAUGAAUGGCGUUGAUGUAGUAACAGUUGCACCACCAACGAUAAACAAAACGCAACCGUCGCAAAUGAAUGGUAGUGAUAAUGAAAAUAGCAAUGAGCUUCGGCUUAGUGUUCCAGAAAUACGGAUUUCAUCAGAAAGGCAACCCGGUGUCGGUUCAAAGAGAUACAAACAUCGAGUUAGCGAUACAAUUCGCUCAAGAAAUUCAAUAGCCUCAAAUGAUGAUGUGCAAGACACACGAUUGUAACUUUAACACAAGAAAGAAAAACACUUUAAUUUUACGACUGUAAAAUGGAUUUUUUAGAGUAUUUUGGAAUUUUACCGAAAUUUGAGUGCUAUAUAGAAGAAUCGUGCAAAUUAGUUUUAAGAGAUUUGAAUAAAAAUAUACGUGUA